Messenger RNA from Dipodomys spectabilis (banner-tailed kangaroo rat), 3873 nucleotides. RefSeq names its product ALG13 UDP-N-acetylglucosaminyltransferase subunit (gene Alg13). NCBI's taxonomy places the organism in Eukaryota, Metazoa, Chordata, Mammalia, Rodentia, Heteromyidae. Gene Ontology annotation, biological process: dolichol-linked oligosaccharide biosynthetic process. The record is from RefSeq and is a predicted model, not a curated record. The coding region runs from base 38 to 3259 and encodes 1073 amino acids. The transcript is spliced from 27 exons. Gene Ontology annotation, molecular function: hexosyltransferase activity.
UUCCGGCGUUGCGAUUUGGGACGGACGCACGCACGAGAUGAAGUGCGUGUUUGUAACCGUAGGGACCACCAGCUUUGACGAGCUCAUAGCGUGUGUGUCGGCGCAGGACAGCUUGCGAAUCAUCCAGAGUCUUGGUUACAGCCGACUUAUCCUCCAAAUUGGUAGAGGAACAGUGAUACCUAAACCAUUCAGUACUGAGUCAUUUACUCUGGAUGUUUACAGGUACAAAGAUUCCUUGAAAGAAGACUUUCAACUAGCAGAUCUUGUUAUUAGUCACGCAGGUGCAGGAAGCUGUUUGGAGACUCUGGAAAAAGGCAAGCCACUUGUGGUAGUUGUAAAUGAAAAGUUGAUGAACAAUCAUCAACUGGAAUUGGCAAAGCAGCUACACAAAGAGGGACAUCUCUUCUACUGUACUUGCAGCACGCUUCCUGGGCUGUUACAGUCAAUGGACUUAUCAACACUGAAAUAUUAUCCUCCUGGACAGCCAGAAAAAUUUUCUGCAUUUUUGGAUAAAGUUACUGCUCCUUUGUGCCUAGACCUUGAACUGCUUUCUGGAUACACCGCUGCCCCACUGUUGUGCCCCACUGUUACUUCAUUCUACUCUUCUAUUCUUCCUCGUGGCAAGAUGCACAAAGGAUGGAAAAAGUACUGCAGCCAGAAGUCUUUGAAUGAAUCAUCAAUGGAUGAAUAUUUAGGCAGUUUAGGGCUGUUUCGAAAGCUGACUGCCAAGGAUGCCUCUUGCCUCUUUCGGGCUAUUUCAGAGCAGUUAUUUUGCAGCCAGGUCCAUCAUUUACAAGUCAGGAAGGCUUGCGUCUUAUAUAUGAAGGAGAAUCAACAAACUUUUGAGUCUUAUGUGGAGGGAUCUUUUGAGAAAUACCUGGAACGGUUGGGAGAUCCCAAGGAAAGUGCUGGCCAGCUGGAAAUACGAGCUCUUUCUCUAAUUUAUAAUCGGGAUUUUAUUCUUUAUCGCAAUCCUGGAAAGCCACCAACUUGCGUCACAGAAAAUGGCUAUGAAGAUAAGAUUGUACUCUGUUAUACAAGUAAUGGUCAUUACGAUUCUGUGUACUCAAAACAAUUUCAGACAAGUGCAGCCAUUUGUCAGGCUGUACUGUAUGAAAUUCUCUAUAAAGAUGUAUUUAUUGUGGAUGAAGAAGUGUUGAAAGCUGCAAUUAAUUUGUUUCGAAGUGGUUCCAGGAAGAAUAGAAACAAUGCUGUGAUUGGAAGUGAGAAUGCUGAUACUGAUCAGAAGAGUUCAACUCAGGACAGGACUGAAGAGUGUGGUACCUUCUGCAGUGUUGAAAAUAUCCCAGAGGGUUGUAUUCAAGGAUCAGAAGAAUCAAAGUCUCUAGAAAAUCUGCCGAAGUUGUUCUUCCCCUAUAAGGUGCUCAAAGCCCUGGAUCCAGAAAUCUAUCGUAAUGUAGAAUUUGAUGUUUGGUUGGAUAGCAGAAAAGAACUCCAGAAAUCGGAUUACCUUGAGUAUGCCGGGAGACAGUACUAUUUGGGAGACAAAUGUCAGGUUCGUUUGAAAUUAGAUGGAAAAUAUUAUAAUGCUCAUAUUCAAGAAGUAGGAAAUGAGAACAAUUCAGUAACAGUUUUCAUUGAAGAACUGGCAGAAAAGCAUGUUGUUCCACUGGCUAAUUUAAAACCAGUUACCCAAGUGACAUCUGUUCCUUCCUGGAAUGCUGUACCAAGUCGAAAAGGAAGAGGUUAUCACAAAAUACCUGGAAGCUAUGUCCCAGAAAUAGCUAUGUCAGAGAUGAGUAUAAAGCAGCGGAAGAAGAUCUUCAAAAAAGGCCGAGGAAAGGAGGUCCAUAUGAAUAUGGCCUGUGGCAGGGGAGAACCCAUCCUCCCACCUAGGCUUCACCAUGGAAUGCAUUAUGGACAUGGUCCUCCACUGCAGUACUCACAGAUGGCUGGCAAUGUUAUGUCCAGUGAAUAUUUUUAUCCUCAACAUUCAUCUCAAAGACAUGGUCGUGGAUAUGGGAUGUUCAGGGAUUCAUCUCACUUUAUAGAUAGACACAGUGUACCGAACCCUAAAGUUGGUUUUUACCCUGGCCCAGGUAAAAGGUGCUUCCAGAACUAUGAUAACAUCUCCUAUAGAUCCCGUUCCUAUAGACGUGGUCAUCGUCAGAUGCGUUGUAUGAAUAAGGAAUGCCAGUACAGCUUUGCCCCAGGAGGCCAGAUUCCCAGUGGCCUUCAAGAAACUGUUGCUUACUACGAAGUUGCAGAAGGGAAUGAGACUGCUUAUCCAACUUUACCUAACCAUGGAGGUCCUCCUACGAUGGUUCCUGUUACUUCAGGAUACUGCGUUACAAGGCAAGGACAUGGCUCAGGAAAACAGACUUUGAAUUCAACGGAGGGUAAUGGCAGUAAUGACAAUGGGGGAUAUCAUGAAGAAUAUCUUUACUCAUCAGAAACUGACUAUGGAAAUUCAGAUGUGUAUAGCACGACUGCAUCUACAGCAAACUUGGUGAUAGGAAAUUCUGCAGCAAGUGAAAAUUCCUGUCCUGGUCAUGUUCCAGCUCCAGUCUUACCUAACUGUGCAGCAGGUGAUCAAUCUAGUAGUACCUCAUCAGUUUCUUCGCAGAAUUCUAUACAGCCUGUAUUUGUCACUCCACCUACUCAAGGCAAGCCAGGUGCUGUGGCCUCUCUGCCACCACCACCUCCUCCUCCACCAUUACCUCCUCCCCCUCUUGAGAUAGGAGAAGCUUCUAAUUUCCCACCACCACCUCCACCUUAUUCCUGUGAUCCAAGUGGAAGUGAUCUGCCUCAAGAUACAAAAGUUUUACAGUAUUAUUUCAAUCUGGGAUUGCAGUGCUAUCACCACAACUACUGGCAUUCCAUGUUCUACAUGCCACAAAUGCAGCCACAGCAACUUCAUGUAGACAAUCUUCCAAUUUGUUCUGAGUCACCUCUGGUAGACCAAACUGCUCCUCACUUGUACAAUGAGGUAGAGAUAGCAGAUGGUACACAGGCAGAAGCAUCAACAAAUGAUAUUAUUCCAAAUGCUGACCCUGUAUCUAUCCCUCAUGGAACAGUCUAUUAUCCAGUAAUGUCAGAUCAUUAUGGACAACCCCCUUUGCCAGGUUUUGAUUCCUGCUUUCCUGUUGUGCCAGAUUAUCCCUAUGUUACCAACUGGCAUCCUGUUGGUGCAACAUAUGGUGGUUCUUCGCAAAUCCAUGGUGCUAUAAGUCCUGUCCCAGUUGGCUAUACGGCUUCACCUCACUUGGCUUCUCAUUACAUACCUCAGAAUAUGUAAGAUUCAGCAGUAUGAAGCAUUAUUGCACUGCCUUUUGAUUGCUAUAUUUUUUUCUUAAGGUCUCCUAUGUAAGUAAUUUUGGUGGUAAAAGUGCUUACUCUCUUGUAUCUGCCUUUAAGAUUUUUAAAUUUAAAGUAGUCCUUUAAAAUGAAGAAUGUUACUUUUGAGUUUUUGAAUAAGAAAAUUGAGAAGGAUGUAUAACUAGCCUUAUAUUAUUAUUUUUCUAUCAGCCAGCUUGUCAACAUUGUAUUAGUUGAUGAUGCCAAUUGACAAAUGGAAUAAAUUAUACCAAUUAUUUCCUUUGUUAUUUUGAGUGUAUUAUUUUGCUCAAAAUUAGAAUUAUUUCUACUUUCCUGGAAAGUAAAGCAUCAAAGCAUAGAAGCCUUUGAUUCUAGGUACUAAAUAUUAACUGAGAGAGUUCUCCAGAUUUAUUUUAAUUAUAUGACUGGAGUUGUAUUCUGUGAUAUCAGUUUUGAAGGAACAUGGUGCUCGGUUUAAAAUUUAUUCCAUAUUUACUGCUUAAUUUUUGAUUUACAUGAUUGUUUUUCUGUGCAGUAUUAAAUUGGUGUCUUUUGCACAAUUACCAGUAAAUAAAAACUAGCAUUUAAAAUUGC